Saprolegnia parasitica CBS 223.65 is the source of this 1154-nucleotide messenger RNA. RefSeq lists its product as hypothetical. Gene Ontology annotation, biological process: tetrahydrofolylpolyglutamate metabolic process. Gene Ontology annotation, molecular function: gamma-glutamyl-peptidase activity. Bases 43 to 1104 code for a protein of 353 amino acids. Lineage: Eukaryota; Oomycota; Saprolegniomycetes; Saprolegniales; Saprolegniaceae. The record is from RefSeq and is a predicted model, not a curated record. The transcript has 2 exons. Gene Ontology annotation, cellular component: vacuole.
CGCAUAAUCUUCUUCAUUCUGAGUUUGGAGGUCUUUUGGAAAAUGGUCGACGCCGCCACCGUUCCGAUCCUGCCCAAGGCCAAGCCGGCGUCGUCGCUCUCGAGACGGCUCGUGCUCGCGCUGAGCCUCGCUCUUGGCUGUCUCCUUGCCGUGACCACCACAAGAACCACGCCAGUCGCACCCAUCGAGCUCGCGCAGGCGGCACCAAAUACCGUCGUCUUGACACCCAACCCGAUCAUUGGUGUCUUCUCGCACCCGACGACGAACCCGAGCGAUGGCGGCCCGUACGAGUACAUUGCGGCGUCGUACAUCAAGUGGAUCGAGAGCGCGGGUGGGCGCGCCGUGCGCAUUCCGUUCACGGCCCCCGAGUCGGAGCUGACGCGGCUUUUAUCGGGCGUCAACGGCCUCCUCUUCCCCGGGGGCGACCCGCUGCCAAACGCGCAAGCGAAGUUUCUGCUCGAGUCGGCGAUUGCGCUCAACCAGAACGGCACGUACUUUCCAGUGUGGGGCACGUGCCUCGGGUUCGAGUGGCUCGUGCAAUUGACAGCCCAAGACAAUGGCAUCCUCGACAAGGUUGACGCCCAAAACAUGAGCUCGACCAUAUCGUACACCCCGAGCGCAGCCUCGAGCCGGCUCUUCAGCUACAGCCGCUCGUUCGAUGCGCUCACGACAGCACCGCUUACAGCCAACUUUCACCACUAUGGCAUCACCAAAGCGCACUUUGAUGCGACGCCAAGUCUCACAGCCUUCUUCAAGGCGCUUGCUACGUCGCUCGAUCGCCAAGGCGUGUCGUACGUGAGUGCCAUCGAAGCAGUUGAGUUUCCGAUCUACGGUCUCCAAUUCCACCCGGAGAAGAACCCAUAUGAGUUUGGCCGGCUUCCGUCCGGGGUGUUUUAUGGCGACAUCGACCACUCGUACCCGUCCCUCCUCGCCGCCCAAGCGUUUGCCCACUUUUUCAUUGGCGAGGCCAAGAAGAACGCGCAUGCGUUCCCGUCAUUUGAGAUUGAGUUUGAGAAUAUCCUGUACAACCACGCACCGUCGGCCGCGCACUACCCCGGUUUCGAGUCGGUCUAUCUCUUCAAGCCUUUUGGCGCGGCGUACUAGGUGAAGUAUACUAUAACAUGGAAAUGCGACUUGUCAACAAAAGCGAGCGG